GAUGAGCUUUGUGGGUAUACAAUCACUGACUGUAGCCCAUCUGUUGCUGUGUGUCUGUGCAUUUGUAGACAGGGACACUUUGGGACCUCCUCUGAUCUGAUGUGGUUUGUGUGGUGACACAUCAGAGUGAUUUACUAGUCUGUGUUGUAUUGGUGUUGGUGUAGCAGGUGCAGCAGUGUUGGUGUGAACCAGCUCUGGUCUCUAACUGUCCAUUUAAACCCAGUGCUGACAGGAUGUGUGUUCCUGGAGGAUCAGUGGUUUGGGUACUGGAAUAUUUAUCGGAAGGUCUCAGGUUCAAGCCCCACUAGGUUACUUUGAAUAAAAGCGUUUAACCCAGCGGUUCGUUUCUCUUAGAUCUUGUGUUGGCAGAAAAGUGGGAUUAAUGCACAAUAACAAUGAUGAGACAGAUCUGACCGGUCUAGCACUCGCACUCUGUGUCUCUGAAGCCAGACUGUUGUCGGGUGUCCAGAAUGAGACCUGGUUCGUCAGUGUAACGUUAAGUGUUUAUAACGCCGUGCUCUCUUCCCCACAGCCGAGCUCUGGAGCUCUGUAUAAAGAAGAUGAUUUCCUCAUCAUGACCACGGCAGAGAAAGAGAAAUACAAGUGCCGGUUACCGUCUCUGUCCAGCAAGGACCAGGAUGAUGAGAAGGAGUACAUGGGUCACGGCCCCGAUGCUCUUCUUGCAGCAUUAUUUAAACAAAGAAGCUGCUCCUACAGGAUCGAGUCGUACUGGUCCUACGAGGUGUGUCAUGGUAAACAUGUGCGGCAGUACCACGAGGACAAGGAGACCGGGCAGAAGCUGAAUGUUCAGGAGUAUUACCUGGGCACCAUGACGGGUAAAGCCGCCGAUGCUACCACAGAAUCAGAAGCUGGUAAAUCGGGCGACGCCGCCAGCGUGAAACUGGACGCAGGUUCUGAGGUGCCCACUAAAAACAUCGAGGGCCAGCUGACCCCCUAUUACCCGGUGCCCAUGGGGAACGGAACCCCCUGCACGCUGAAGCAGGACACGCCGCGCUCCGCCACCGUUCUGUACGUGUGCCACCCCGAGGCCAAACACGAGAUCCUGUCGGUGGCCGAGGUGACCACGUGUGAGUACGAGGUGGUGGUGCUGACCCCGCUGCUCUGCUCUCACCCCAAAUACAGGUUCAAGACCUCACCCGUCAACGCCAUCUAUUGCCAGGCCCUGGCGGGGUCACCCCUCCGACCCCGCAGUCUGUCCCAGCUCAGCCAGCAGCAGGAGGAGCUGCUCCGCCCACACUUCAGUCCUCCCACUGAGGGCGAGGAGGAGACGUCGCCCCUGCGUGAGGAGGCCUUCAGUUCUACUCACAAACCCAUGGCUGUAGGUGGUCAAGCCCAGGUGACGGUGGGCACCACCCACAUCUCACGUCUGACCGACGAGCAGCUGAUCAAGGAGUUCCUGAGCGGCUCGUACUGCCUGCACGGGGGUGUGGGCUGGUGGAAGUACGAAUUCUGCUACGGAAAACACGUCCAUCAGUAUCACGAGGUGAGAGAAAAUGAUAAAGAACAGGGGAAGAGCAUCGUGGUGGUGGGCAGCUGGAAUCUCCUCGAGCAUCUGGACUGGUCGAAAAAGAACGUGGCUCGCGCGUACCAGCUGAAGGAGGACGGCGGUCACAAAGUGAAGGUGGUAUCGCACUUCUACGGCCACGGCGACGUGUGUGACAUGACGGGGAAGCCGAGGCAGGUCGUCGUGAAGCUCAAGUGUAAAGAAUCCGAGUCUCCUCACGCCGUCGUGGUUUAUCUGCUGGAGCCGCAGACCUGCCAGUACAUCCUCGGGGUGGAGUCUCCGGUGAUCUGUAGGAUUUUGGACACGGCGGAUGAGAACGGUCUGCUCUCGCUCCCCAGCUAAAACAUCAAAACCAAACUAUCACGGUUCAUCACCAGAGCAGGGAGAGCCUGACCUGCACCGGGGACGAGAACAUGACCCCCCCCCCCCCCCCCCCCCGUUCCUCCUGUAACACCAGAGAACUGCUCACAGCUCCUCCUCACACCCCUGAGAACCUUUUUAAUUAUUUAUUUCAUUAUUUGUAGUCCGGUUGUUGUUUACCGGCACAGAUCUGCACUCUCCCCCGCCUGUGUGCAGUACCAUCGAUCAGCCAGCAGAGGGCGGAAUUUCAUCAGGACUGAGGAACCCAGUCCGGAUUUCUUACCAGUUCGGGGUUCCAGUCUGCAGCUCUGCUGCUUUAGGUGUAAAAUAGAGUCAAAUUAUUAUUAAAGCCCUUAUAAAUAUU
Trichomycterus rosablanca is the source of this 2249-nucleotide messenger RNA. RefSeq names its product endoplasmic reticulum lectin 1 (gene erlec1). NCBI's taxonomy places the organism in Eukaryota, Metazoa, Chordata, Actinopteri, Siluriformes, Trichomycteridae. Gene Ontology annotation, cellular component: endoplasmic reticulum lumen. Bases 383 to 1867 code for a protein of 494 amino acids. Gene Ontology annotation, biological process: endoplasmic reticulum unfolded protein response; retrograde protein transport, ER to cytosol. The transcript is spliced from 13 exons. The record is from RefSeq and is a predicted model, not a curated record.